AUGACGACACAGCAGCAGCUCUCUAACGCAAAGCCGCUUGAAUAUCUAAAAGGACUAAACGGCGAAGAGGCUAGAGCCUUACUCGACACCAUCGACAGUCUGCGUGAGCUGGAAAUUGACAAAAUCGAGUCGCUUCCUCAAAUCAUCGUGGUGGGUGACCAAUCGACAGGCAAGAGCUCUGUUCUCGAGGCCAUAUCUCGCGUCCGGUUUCCCGUCGACGCAAAGCUAUGCACUCGCUUUGCGACAGAGCUGGUUCUGCGUCGAGCAGAUGAGACCAGAGUGACAGUCAGCAUCCGCGUGGCCGAAAACAACGGCAAAAAGGAUGGCAGAAGUCACGGUGAGCCGUUUACGCGGACCAACUACGAUGUGGCCUCGCUGCCGCGCAUCAUCGAUGAGGCCAAGGCGCACAUGGGCGUCAUCGGUGCGCACGCGUAUGGGGGCCAAGGGAAGAAGCGGUUCUCGAAAGAUGUCCUGCGUAUCGAGAUCUCACGGCCUGACGUGUACCCACUCACGCUCGUCGAUCUCCCCGGAAUCUUUCGCAAUGUGACAGCCGAACAGACUGCGGAGGACAUAGAGACUGUCAAACAGCUCACAAACGAGUACAUGGCCCAGAAACGAAGCAUCAUUCUGGCCGUUGUAAUGGCAACCAACCAGCUCGCAAACCAGGACGUCAUGAUGAUGGCAAAGAUGCACGACCCGGAGAGAAAGCGCACCGUGGGUGUGAUCACCAAGCCGGACUUGCUGAGCGAAGAGGGGGUCACGCAGCAGUUUGUGGACGUCAUCAAGGGACGCGAUCUGACAAACAAGCUCGGUCUCGGCUGGUUCGUCCUGCGUAACCUGUCCGAGAAGCAGAAACAGGACCAGCCAGACGUUUCGUUUGAUAAGAGAGAUGCCAUGGAGCAGCAGUUCUUCCGGACAGGGGACUGGAGCUCUGUCCAGCAGGCACAUCGAGGAGCCCAGAGCCUGCGCAAGACGCUUAGCAAGGUUCUUCUCGAGCACAUCAAGGCCAGCCUGCCCGAGCUGAUCCAGAAGAUCGAGGAGAAGCUGCACCAGCGAAAGGAAGCGCUGCGAUGUCUGGGGAGGCCGAGAGUCGAUCUAGACGAGCUGCGGCUGUACCUGCACGACGUUGCCAAGGAAUUCCACCGCCUGGCCAGCGACGGUGUCAACGGACGUUAUGCCGACGCCUUUUUUGACGGACAAGAGGACGAUGCGGGCGGGCCGCGCAAGCUGCGCGCGAACCUGCGGAAGCUGAACAGCGUCUUUUAUAGCGUCCUUAAGGAGAAGGGUGCUGCCAGGAAGAUUGUUUCCGGUGAGUUUAUAUUUUGGGGCACGGACGCUGCAGACAAAACGGCUAUACCCCCGUACCUGCAAGCCCUCACGGCACAGUACAGCCACUUCCCGCAUCCUACCGCCGUCUCUCAAGAACAGUUUAACCGCGAGAUUGAGGUGUUUGCUGCCGACAACCAGGGCCAGGAGCUCCCAGGCGUCCCCAGCAGCGAUCUCGCCAUCAGUCUCUUCCGACAGCAGGCCAAACCCUGGAGGGAGAUUGCGCGCUUCCAUCUCGACCUCGUCCUCAAGUUUGCCCAAUCAUUUGUCGAAGACGUCUUUGCGCACGUUAUAGGAGAUGACAAGCACACCCAGGCGGCCUUUUUGAAUAGGUACUCGGACCCGUUCUUUGACAGAAAGAGGGAGAUCCUCGAGGCGAAGCUGGACGAGAUUUUGCGUCCCUACGUUCAGGGCAACGGACUGCCGAUGGAGACUGAGUUCCGUACGUCCCUGAACGCAGCCACAAUGCUCCGCCUUGGGAAAAGGGUGGUCUCCGUCCUGGAAACUGAACAUCCCGAGGUCUUUUCGAAAACUAAGGACUCGGGAGACCGGCUCACACCGGCUCAGCUCUCGCUUUCCAUUCGCACUGCCGCGAUUCUGCCGGACAGUAAAUUUGGUGCCGACAAUGUUGUCGAUAUGAUGACAACCUACUAUGAUAUGUCCCACAGAACGUUUACCGAGAAUGUGAUCAAUCUUGUCGUGGAAAACUGUCUCGUGUCUGACAUUCCAGAAGUCCUGACGGCCGGCAUCGUCUUUAAGAUGAGCGAUGGUAGAGUGCACGAGCUGGCCGCGGAGUCAGACGAAGCCAUGGCCGAUCGGGCCCAGCUACAGGCCGAGGCCCGGAUUCUCGAGCAAGGGCUCUCUAGAUGCCGAGUGUACAAGCCUCGAACCGUGACAGACAUGGCUUUCACCUUCACCAAACGUGAACAAUACGUACAACAAGGCCAGUUCAACUAA
This is a messenger RNA of Grosmannia clavigera kw1407, 2283 nucleotides long. Its product is annotated as dynamin family protein. Gene Ontology annotation, molecular function: microtubule binding; GTPase activity; GTP binding. The transcript has 3 exons. Bases 1 to 2283 code for a protein of 760 amino acids. NCBI's taxonomy places the organism in Eukaryota, Fungi, Ascomycota, Sordariomycetes, Ophiostomatales, Ophiostomataceae. The record is from RefSeq and is a predicted model, not a curated record. Gene Ontology annotation, cellular component: cytoplasm; microtubule; membrane.